Molecule: messenger RNA, 645 nt
Organism: Lactuca virosa
Lineage: Eukaryota; Viridiplantae; Streptophyta; Magnoliopsida; Asterales; Asteraceae
Source: the annotation of a GenBank genome assembly
AUGAAGUACUACGAGAAUCUAGCCGAGAUGUACGUCGGAAGUGACAUAUCACCUGACUUCUACGGAUGGGUGUAUCCGAAAUCAGACCACGUGGACGUCGGAACAGGAACCUUGAGACAUAAACCAGACAUUGAAAAACUCCAGCUCGCCACGCGCCUCCGUGUGGGUGAAAAGAUUCAAGGAGGAAAGAUCAUACGUGUGGAAGCUCACCCCAUGCCACAACACCCUCGACCGAGGAGAGUGGUGGAGAGGGUAGCGUUGGUAGGAGACGCCGCCGGGUAUGUUAUGAAAGGCUCCGGUGAAGGGAUAUAUUUUGAAGCAAAAAGCGGGCGGAUGUGUGCGGAGGCGAUAGUGGAGGGAUCGGAGAACGGGAGGAGGAUGGUGAAUGAGAGAGAUUUGAGGAGGUAUCUGGAGAAAUGGGAUACAAAAUAUGGGCCGACGUUUAAGAAGAUGGAUAUGGUGGAUAAGGUGUUUUAUAGGUCGAAUAUGGGGAAGGAGGUUGUAGUGGAGUUGUUUCGGCAUGAAUAUGCGCAGAAGAUGAUAUUGGAGAGCUAUUUGUACAAGACGGUGGCCGCUGUGAAUCCUUUGGAGCGGUUGAAGUUCGCCGUGAGUUCAAUUGGGAGCCUGGUAAGGGCUAAUAAUUAA